UUCGACAAUUUUUGGGUAUAAAAGUUUGACGUUUGGAGCUCUGUGGAUAUCAGUUACUUGCCACUUUCUGUUUGGAAAUAGCUAAAAAAAAUGAAAUUCUUCUUUGCCUUCGCUUUGAUUGUUGCUGCUUUGGCCUGCGCCAAUGCAGAUUGCAAUUCUGAUGGAAAUGGACAACCUGACUGCGUUGGUGCAAGAGCUGGUCAGAAAUACCGUAACUUCUGGGAUCCUACACAUUACUGGUCUUGCGCAUCAGAUGGUGCUGAAGCAGAUAAUGUUGAAUGUCCUAUUGCUACUGGAUUCUUAGAUUCAGUAGGUGAGUGUGUCAGCUGGGACCAAUGGGUAUGGACUCCACCAUGCCCAGACACCGAUAGCGAAACCAGUUAAAUUUCUGUGCAAAAUGUAAACAAUUUAAAGGCAAUAAUAAAACAGUGAAAUAAUAUAUUAAAAAAAUA
Teleopsis dalmanni is the source of this 452-nucleotide messenger RNA. RefSeq lists its product as uncharacterized. NCBI's taxonomy places the organism in Eukaryota, Metazoa, Arthropoda, Insecta, Diptera, Diopsidae. Gene Ontology annotation, molecular function: chitin binding. The transcript is spliced from 2 exons. Bases 91 to 384 code for a protein of 97 amino acids. The record is from RefSeq and is a predicted model, not a curated record.